Messenger RNA from Andrographis paniculata, 2115 nucleotides. RefSeq names its product glycosyl hydrolase 5 family protein-like. The record is from RefSeq and is a predicted model, not a curated record. The transcript has 3 exons. NCBI's taxonomy places the organism in Eukaryota, Viridiplantae, Streptophyta, Magnoliopsida, Lamiales, Acanthaceae. The coding region runs from base 26 to 1717 and encodes 563 amino acids. Gene Ontology annotation, molecular function: hydrolase activity, hydrolyzing O-glycosyl compounds.
GCAAGAAACUAAGGAACAGAAAUAGAUGGGGAGGCUCUUCUGUUUCUUAUUGUGCAUCCUUAUAUCCAUGCCCCUCUUGAUCGUGGCACAACCCCUCUCCACGGACUCACGAUGGAUCGUCAACAGCGAGUCAGGGCAACGUGUGAAGCUGGCGUGCGUUAGCUGGCCAUCGCACCUUGAAGUAGUGGUGGCCGAAGGGCUGAGCAAGAAGGCAGUGGAUGAGAUUUCUCAAGAUAUAAGGGACAUGGGGUUCAACUGUGUCAGGUUGACAUGGCCUCUCUUCCUAUUCACUAAUGAUACAUUAGCCUCCAUCACAGUCAGGCAGUCCUUGAGGAACCUCGGAUUGUUCGCAUCCAUCUCGGGCUUUCAGGCAAACAAUCCCUCCAUCAUCGAUCUUUCUCUCAUCGAUGCAUACAAGGAAGUGGUAGCUAGUCUUGCGAAAAAACAAGUGAUGAUCAUACUUGAUAACCAUACGAGUAAGCCAGGCUGGUGCUGCAGCACUUUCGACGGCAAUGGGUUCUUUGGGGACGAGUUUUUUAACCCAGAAGUGUGGAUCAAGGGCCUCACCACGGUUGCCACUACUUUCAAUGACACUAAAUAUGUCGUUGCCAUGAGCUUGAGGAACGAGCUCAGAGGACCAAGACAGAAUGUCGACGAUUGGUACAGGUACAUGCAGCAGGGAGCGGAAGCAGUGCAUGCAGCAAAUCCUAAUGUUCUCGUGAUUCUAUCUGGGCUACAAUACGAUAGAGAUCUUUCUUUCCUUGUAGACAAACCGGUGGCCUUGACUUUCUCGAACAAGCUGGUAUUCGAGCUGCAUUGGUAUGGUUUCUCAGAUGGGCAGGCAUGGAAGACCGGCAACCCCAAUGAGGUUUGUGGGCGUCUGGUGAGCGAAACGAUGACCAAGGCCGGUUUCCUAUUGACACAGGGGUUUCCAUUGUUUCUUAGCGAGUUUGGGAUGGACAUGCGAGGAACAAAUAUCAACGACAACCGGUACAUGAACUGCUUCAUGGGCUGGGCAGCCGAACAAGACGUGGAUUGGGCAUUGUGGACUCUCACUGGGAGUUAUUACCUAAGGGAUGGGAUUGCAGGAUUCGACGAAACCUAUGGCGUCUAUGACUGGAAUUGGUGCAACACUCGGAACCAAAGCAUCCUACGCCGGAUUUCGUCUCUCCAGUAUCCAUUCAGAGGGCCAGGUUACGCAGAAAGCCGUGAACACAGAGUACUAUUUCAUCCGAUGACAGGCCUGUGUGUCAAGAGGAUAUCAAUACUCAAACCUUUGAUUUUAGGACCGUGCACUGAGGCAGAAGCCUGGAGCUAUAGUCCACAGCAAACCUUGACGAUAAAGGGAACAUAUUUUUGCCUGCAAGCAGACGGGUUGGGAAAGCCAGUGAAACUCGGGAUAACAUGCAGCGAUGGCAAUUCCAAAUGGGAAGCCAUUUCAGACUCCAAGAUGCAGCUUUCUACAAACCUCGAAGCCAAGAAAAGUGUCUGCUUGGAUGUAGAUUCGGACAACAAAGUCGUCACAAACGACUGCAAAUGUCUGGAUAACAGAAACAACAAGUGUGAUCCAGGAAGCCAGUGGUUCAAAAUUAUUGACAGCACAAGAAGAAGUCAGAGUGGCCGUAGCGACUUCUUCCAUGAGAUCGGCUUGACUGGUGAACCUAUUGCAAGGACUAUUAUCAGCUUAUGGGAGGGGAUGCAGCUCACCAUUUCAUGAUACAUUUGCAGAUGGCAAUGCAAUAGAGAAAUUCGAACACGACAAGGAGGGCAAUUUGAGGGAUGGAUCACUAGCAAAGAAGAGACAUCAUUGAUUCCAUCAAAAAAUGACUCCGAUAUUGCAAUUCUAUCCUUAAAGCUAAUUUUUCAAGCAUCCAAUCUAAGACCCAAGCCUAGCAAUAAAGAAAAAAGAAUACAAGUUCUCUCAACCAGUCCCCUCAGUCACCAGUUCCUCAUCCAACUAAAAUCAGUCAGUCUGUUUCCCCACAAUAGAAUCAGUUAAAACAAUCUACUAGAGGUACUAAUUUCUAUCAUAGUCAUAGAUGCAUUUUAUAGUUCUUCACACAUUGAAACUACAACAAAUGGUAUUCAAUUAAAGAAAUAAAGUUGUAUUCAGCA